Chlamydomonas reinhardtii is the source of this 1161-nucleotide messenger RNA. RefSeq lists its product as uncharacterized. The transcript has 3 exons. The coding region runs from base 47 to 226 and encodes 59 amino acids. The record is from RefSeq and is a predicted model, not a curated record. Lineage: Eukaryota; Viridiplantae; Chlorophyta; Chlorophyceae; Chlamydomonadales; Chlamydomonadaceae.
CUCGUGGGCGUGGGCGGCGGCGGUGGCGGCGGGGGCAACAGCCGGAAUGCGUCGUCGUUCUCUGGCACACCCAUCGUGGCCGAGAUUGCCGAAGCUAACGUCCAAGCAAGACUCCGAAGGCUCGGAUGCAGAGGACACGGCUGCCACGAGCCACGGCAACAGCAGCAGCCGCAGCAGCGGCAGUAGCGGCAGCCACUGCAGCCGCACAGGCAUGGGCGGGGGAUAGCUGGAUCCAAUCGAAAGUAGGAUGGGUAAGAUGGGUUUGUGUGUGCCAUACUGGUGAAGGAUGAUUAACAACGAGUCAGGCGAUGCAUGGUUCAUCAGGUGGUUGCAUCUGCUCCAAAUCAAAAUGACCAGUGUCGCUGUGCAGUCUUUUAGCUGAGUGGAUGCCUGCUUGACUGGCGUUGCGUUCUUUGGUCGGUGACCCUGUAUGUGUUACCGGUACGGGAAGAAACGCACGCAUGCGCCCGCCGGCAACUGGCCCGAUCAGCAUACCGUACGGUACUUGCCCACGGGUCACGGGUUCGCCUGUAAACCCCUUUGGAGUUUCCACCCAUGGAAGCCUGCUGAGAUGCAUUGUAAAAGUUGGCAUGUCUGUGCUUGAUUGAGAGCACGAGCAGGUGGUGUUUGCUGAGUGCGGAAGACGCAGAGUUAAAGCAUGUGGGUAAUGCAUACCGUAUGCAUGUGUGGGCCAGGGCCCGGCCAGGGCCCAGCACUCCAGCAGGCUAGCUGGGCAGCUUCCAAUUUAGCCUCCGGUCAGGGGUGGAAGCCUCCCCUGUCUCAGGCUGUCCGGCCUGCGCCGCGUUCUGCGGGCGCCCUGCGGCCCGGUGUCUGCGCAGUGGGCUGAUGACUAACGCGCAGGGCUGCUCCCCCUGCUAACGUGUGGGAGGUCGCAGGCCAAAAGGAACGGCGAACACCCACAGGUGGCAUCUGCUAUGAGCGAGGAAGUCAGAAACGGCCGCCACCACGCGCUUUGCGCAGGCCUGACUGACUCAUUCGCUUGCUACGAACCUAAACCCUAGACUGACACUGUUGCACGCCUUUACGUCCGAGAGGUAAAAGCUGACAAUGCAACCAUGCGGCAUAGAAGCGCGCGCCAACGCGUCGGCGACGUCAUGGCCUGGAACAUAACGGUUGGGUGCAUUUCCACCGUCUUAGUGA